Messenger RNA from Dendronephthya gigantea, 1078 nucleotides. RefSeq lists its product as uncharacterized. The coding region runs from base 214 to 945 and encodes 243 amino acids. The record is from RefSeq and is a predicted model, not a curated record. The transcript has 5 exons. Lineage: Eukaryota; Metazoa; Cnidaria; Anthozoa; Malacalcyonacea; Nephtheidae.
ACUUUUGCGUGGUCGCAACAUAUUACAACAAAAUUGUGAACUAUAAGUCAUCCUGGGUUUUUUGUUUCUUCUGUGAAAGUGUAUUGCACAGUGUACUGUACUACCCUAGAGUUACUCCAGUAUAAAAAUUAGGGAAAUGUAGAGGUGUAAAGUGGAAGUAUAAAUAUGAAUGGAAUGAAUUCAAUGGAAUGAAUUUUGACUGGAUGAACAUGUAUGUUGCGUUUUCGAAUAAUGGACAAAAAUGGAAAUGAAUCAUUAGGGAAGCAAGAGGAGUUGGUUUCAAACAGAGACAUUCUGAAUAAACUUCAGAUAUUUCUAGACAAUAAUAUACGAUUCAUAGGAAAUGUAAGCUGGAUUAUUGGUGGUAUUGGUUUGGUGGUAAUCAUUAGAAGAACCUACGCUUUUCAUCAUUUUACCAAAACAUCAUCCAUUCCUGAAACCUACUUCAAAAAUAAUGCCACAUUAACAGGAAAAGUCAUGAAAGUCUGUGAUAAUGGCCAUCUAGGUGUUCUUCAUUUACCAUUGCUGUGGAGAGCUCGAAUAAAAUAUAUCACAGAUCCCAGCUUGCUGGAUAUCAACAUAAGUGGCAUUGAAUUGCAAAGUGGUGGUCUUGAAUUCCUGAACUCUGAACUUGCAAGCAACAUGAUUAAGUUUCAACUUCUUGGCAAAGACGAGUCUGAUAAUAUAGAAUCGAUUGUUUACCACAAUAAGGGUUGGUUAAGACGAAAAUCCUGCCUGAAUGAAGAUAUUGUCAGUCGUGGGUUUGCCACUUCAAAACAUGUCUCGUGCUUAUCUGAUGUUGCAGCAUAUAACAAUCUCGUUGAAAGAUUAGUACGUGUUGAAGUCAGGGCAAUGAAGAGAAAGUCGGGCAUUUGGAAAGAAGACAGCCAUGGGAUUUUUCAAAGAAUUUGGUCGUGGUUUAGGAAAAAAAUAUUUAGAAAUUGAUGUACUGGUUUAUACUGUCUGUAAUAUAUGUGUAUAAAAUACACCGAAUAUUAGUAUUAGAUGCUUUUCUUUGUCCAGAAACGCUGUGUAUAUAAACAUUAGUAUUUCUCUCUCAUUCAAACUGCCGGCGCUU